AGCGCUUUAAUCGUGUUCAGAUCGAUGCUGGGCUUCAGGGCAAACUCAGUCCGUGUUUGAGGAACUAAAAUGUCAAAGUAAAGAAGCGGAGCGUCGGGAAUGGUUGAGCUGUGCUGAGGAGCAGAAAGCGGAGCUGAGGAUUAAAACGCUCCACAGUCACUGUACACGGUUUAAAGUGUGUUGAAUGGACGGCUUAUUCCUCAGGAUGAACUCUGUCUAUGAAAAACCAGCCAGGAGGCAUUAAACGCAGUUACUAAGGCUUUAAAACCCGCGGAGACAUGUGUAUAUGUAAGAACAAAACCCUGGAUCUCUGAAUCUGAGAUGUUUGACCGACCAGCAGCCUUUUCCAGAAGUUUAUCAAACACCUUCCCGUCUAAAUGCCACAGUUUCCACUGAGGACUUCCUCAACUAAGUCCUCUUUCUGGGCUGUAAAGCUUGUUUUCAGAAUGUUUGAUCACCAGUGAGACUAAAAGAAUAUGUCCCUGUCCAGCAACAGGACUUUUUCUGCACCUCUUCAGGGUUACUACCUGACAUGAAGGACUGAAGUCUGAGGACACAGCGCCCCCUGCCAGACUCCCUCUGCAGCUGCAGGCCAUGGCUGAGCCCAGCUACUCUGACCUGAUCGCCAAGCACUACAACUACACCGGCAAGUUUCGCAAGACACAGCAGGACUCUGGUCUGAAGGCAGACUCUGUGGUCUUCAUCAUCGUGUGCUGCUUCAUUAUCCUGGAGAACAUCCUGGUCCUGACCACCAUCUGGAGAACCAAGAAGUUUCACAAGCCCAUGUAUUACUUCAUUGGGAACCUGGCACUGUCUGACCUGCUGGCCGGCGUUGUCUACACUGCCAACAUCCUGCUGUCGGGCGCCAACACGUACAAGCUGACACCCACACAGUGGUUCUUCAGGGAAGGUAGCAUGUUUGUGGCGCUGGCAGCGUCCGUCUUCAGCCUGCUGGCCAUUGCCAUUGAGCGCCACCUCACCAUGCUGAAGAUGAAGUUGCAUAACAACGGCAACACCUGCCGCGUCUUCCUGCUCAUCAGUACCGUGUGGAUGAUCGCGGCGGUGCUCGGUGGACUGCCGGUGAUGGGCUGGAACUGCAUCCAGAGCAUGACACACUGCUCCACCGUGCUGCCACUCUACCACAAGACCUACAUCCUGUUCUGCACCACUGUCUUCAGUAUCAUUCUUAUGGCCAUCGUAGUGCUCUAUGCUCGGAUCUACGCGCUGGUGCGCACUCGAAGCCGCAAACUUGUCUUCCGCAAAGUGUCCAAUGGUCGUGGCAAUGCUGGUGCCAAUAGCAAGAGCUCAGAGAAGUCGAUGGCCCUGCUGAAGACAGUCAUCAUUGUCCUGAGCUGCUUCAUUGCUUGCUGGGCUCCACUCUUCAUUCUCCUGCUUCUGGAUGUGGCUUGUGAGACACUGAGCUGCCCCAUCCUCUACAAGGCCGAGUGGUUCCUGGCACUCGCCGUCCUCAACUCUGCAAUGAACCCCCUUAUCUACACAUUGACCAGCAACGAGAUGCGGUGCGCAUUCCUCAAGACGCUGCUUUGCUGCACUGCCUGCAUCCGGCCAAGGGUGAAAUUUACGGGUCCGAUCAUGGGGGCAGAGUUCAGCCGCAGCAAAUCGGAUAACUCCUCCCACCCCAACAAGGAGGAGACGGAGUACUCACCAAGGGAGACGACAGUGGUGUCCUCGGGGAACAUCACCUCGUCAUCCUAAACAUCCAAACAUCCGGUCGUAACUGGGCGGAGGAGAGGAUGAUGUACAGAGUCAGAUGGAGAGUUUGUGUUUGUACAGAAACAUGUGAACAGUGCCAUGUGGAGUGUUCAUGAACCUUCAGCGGAUCAGAACUCACAGCACUUAUGGAGAAUUUCCAGCUGGUUAAAGUGGGAUCAGUGAACCCUGAGAUAGAGGAGGUCCUGCUCUGUAUGUAGCUCACAACCUUCAGUCAGAACCAUCACGUCACCCGCAGGAAGAUCGACUGGUUUCACUGCUGGAUCUCAGGUUUAUCUCAGCUCACCUGCUUAAAGGUUCUGCUUCAUUCAGAACCUGGCCGGGCAAGAAAGUGGCUUUGCAGAUUUCAUCCAAACAUCCUCAUGAUCCAGAACACAGCCUUAAAAAAAUGCACUUGAUCAGACACUUAAAACAUCCUGAGGGUUUAUAGAAGCUGUAGUCAUGAAUUAUUGAUGUGUCUUAUUUCAUUGUGAUGGUUGAUAUUACUGAAUGGCAGUGAUGAGCUUCAUAGAAAGUGUUAUUGAUCCUCAUAGAAGAAUCUGACUUUAUACUCACCCUCUAAGAACCACUAGAACCUGUAGCGCUUUAAACACACAGCUGUCAAAUAUUUAAGAAAUACAGAUUAAUUCAUGGAGAUUUUUUCCCUCUUCUCUUUCCUUGAAACCUUUACAUAAGGAAAUCCCCAUGUGAAAUCAGAGCUCAGCUGCUUUUCACAAACACAUACACAAACAACAAAACCCAAAAUCUUAAUAAUCAGUUCUCAACAAAUUUCACAUCUUGACUAAGAACCCAAUUUUUCAAAUAAGACACUUAAUAAAGGGUUUAAAUGUUGCACCUGCGCUCUAUAUUAAGAAUUUAUAACUCAUCUGAUUUAAUUUAAUUCUAAUGCUGUAUGAUUUCAUUUGCAUAUGGAGCUACGUUUUCAAUAGUAAAAUAAAAAUACAUCUAUAAAAUUGCCAUAUGUUGUCAUAUGUUUGAUAUAUUUGUUUGAAAAAUAACCUACAUGAGUAAAUGCUUGUCAAAGCAGCAUUCAGUCAGUUUUCUGUUGUUCCUCUAAUGGUUUUCAGCUCUAAAACAAACUCUUACAAAUUAAAAACACUCCAUAAAGUAUGUCUUAUCACAGAAUUAUAAUUGUGGCAUUUUAUGUGUCUGAGAAGCAUCUGAACUCUGAAUAAUGAAUAUAUUUGAUGUGAUAUUUUUGUAAAAAGUUAACUGUGUAAAACUUGUAGAAUCGAUGGGUCAGAAUGUAUUUUGUACUUGGUGUCUGUAUUAUUGUUGUUAGUAGUGAUGUCAGUGUACUCACAUUAAUUUGUUUGAAAGCAGGAAGGAAAAACAUUAUUCUGCUUGUCAGAGAAAUCUGAUGUUUUGUUCUGUUUAAUUUGUUCAGUCAUGUGUCAGAUCUACGGAAGCCCCUUUCCUACCAAAAAUAAAUCACAAAUAAAAUCAGUACAUGCAAAGCAAGUAAAAACAAGACAACAACUUACUAGAUGUAGUUACUCUUCUGGAGAUUUUGAACUUAUCACGGGAUCUUCAUCAGCAUUCAAGUGCAGGAAUAAACUUUAAAGCUGAAUGGAUUAGUCAUUAAUCGAAAUCGAAGUCCAUCAAAGGCUUAGAAAAACACAUUUUACGGGGUCCUUAAAAAGAUCUUCAAUGUCCAAAAGCCAUUUAAGUGAAGUUAGGCCUUAAAAAAAUCUUAAAAUAAUUUUGACAGCACUUAAAAAAAAUUAGAAAAUAAUAGUUACAUUAAAUCUUUUUAAAUAUGUUUUGGAAUAGAUUUUUUUAUUGAUGACGCAGCAGCAAAAGUGCAAAACAAGAGCCAACAUGGAACAUAGUGUACCAUUAAAGCAACGAAGUAAACUGUCAAAUGAGGAAGUCCAGCUAUAAAAGUGAGCUGAAUGGGAAGUCAGAAAUACAUAAAGUCCCAUAGAAGACCCAAUAUUGUUCGGUAUUCACAUCAUGAACAGCACUAGAGUGCAGCCUCAACGCCACCAUGUCUGCACUAACAGCAUUAACCCCUCAACUCUGGUGAGCAUCUUCCAGACAACAUUUGGAUCUACACCAAUAUUAAAAGCAGAGGUGCUCUGGACAUUACACAUGCUAGCCCUGAAAUAUAUACACAUUUUGCAGACAGAAUGUUUUGUUUUUGGACAUUACAGAAAGCAGAAGAGCCGAGUUGUUUUUUGUUGGGUUUUUUUUUGCCAGUAUGGACGUGAAAUAGCUCUUAAACUGCCUUCUCAAUGGUCUUAGAAUUGUCAAAUUGAACUUAUUAAAAUUAUGUUCAAACAUCUACAAUUUUCUUUCCUUGGGUUAACUCGAUCUGCUUAAGUAGAUCAUGUGAUCUGAUCAAAAUUAAAAAUAAGCUAUAUGUGUAACAAACUUUUGGGUUUUAUUUAGAAGUUUCACCUCAGAAUCUCCUCAAGAAAAUCUCAAGUUUUGUCUUUAUCAUCAUCUUAGUUAAUUGUUAAUAGGAAUGGGCUUCCAUACCGAUCAGACUCUGUUGACAUGUUGACAACCCCCUUUCAAUUUCCUCUAAUCCUCUAUCAGGAGCUGAUCGAUUAAUCAAUUAAUUCCUUUUUGUUUGUUAUCAAACUGUUUGUUACAGUCCAGCCUGAGCUCUGUCUGCACUGUUUAACUCCUGAAUGUUAGGUUGUUUGUUUGUUUGUUAGGCUUAAUAAAGACAGAAAUAGAAACACA
Messenger RNA from Amphiprion ocellaris (clown anemonefish), 4425 nucleotides. It is a transcript of the gene s1pr1, whose product is annotated as sphingosine-1-phosphate receptor 1. The transcript is spliced from 2 exons. Gene Ontology annotation, biological process: angiogenesis; sphingosine-1-phosphate receptor signaling pathway. Gene Ontology annotation, molecular function: sphingosine-1-phosphate receptor activity. Gene Ontology annotation, cellular component: membrane. Bases 595 to 1716 code for a protein of 373 amino acids. The record is from RefSeq and is a predicted model, not a curated record. Lineage: Eukaryota; Metazoa; Chordata; Actinopteri; Pomacentridae.